GUCCUUGUCCCUGUCCGUUGUGUUUAUUUGGUCCUGGCCUUUGUGCUUGCACCACUUACUUUAAUCGUCGAACAGUCCUUCUGCGCGUGCAACCUGCUUGUCUGCUCGCCGGCUCAUUCUCGCGCCCUGCACUGUGUGUCUGGCGUCCUCGUCUUCCUCCCCGUCCUCCGCCCUCUUCGCUCGUCGCCAACCCGCGCGCGAAAGGCCGGCUCUCGAACUGAGCGGGCGUGCUUGCCGGCCGGAGCACACGGCCGCCUUUCUCGUUCUACGCGCUGAAUCCGGCUCGGCUUGAUCUUGAUUCUGUGUUUGCUUCCCUCGUUUUACUCUUUUCCGCUCCGGUCGAGUCCCGCCUCUGUCGGGAGAUCACCGUGCUUGGCGUGGGAGCGUCCGCCCUCGCCGCCCGUUCUGUCCCCGUCGCUUUUCUCCUGCGCAAGCUUGUCCCCGUUCCUCGCUUCCCCAACCGAAAAAGUCUACACACCUCCCUCCCUCACACACACACUCUCUCUCGCUCUCUCACUCGCUCUCCUUCUCUCUCUUCUCCCCUCACUUCUUCCCAUCCCUCUCCCACGCAGCCGCCCUCGCUCCACCGUCACCCCAUCUUCCCUGCGGAACGACGCCUGCCAUGUCCGACGAGAAGGCCCGUGUCUCUGGCGAGCGCGAGCGUGAGCGCGAGUCGCCCGCCGACGUGUUGCCAACGGUCAACCCCGACGCUGUGAAACCAGAGCCUCCAAAGCAAUCGGUGCCCGCUGCCGUGUACAUUGCUGUCUGGAUUGCUCUCAGCGGCGCUGUCAUCAUCUUCAACAAGUGGAUCCUACACUCAAAAGAAUUCAGAUACCCCGUUUUCUUGACAACAUGGCAUCUGAUCUUCUCCACCUUCGUCACCCAGAUGCUUGCCCGCUUCACCACCGUCUUGGACUCGCGGAAAAAGGUACCCAUGACCGGCCGUGUGUACCUGCGCGCCAUUGUCCCCAUCGGCAUGUUCUUCAGCUUGAGCUUGAUGUUCAGUAACGCUGCCUACCUGUAUCUGUCCGUCGCCUUUAUCCAGAUGCUCAAGGCCACCACGCCCGUCGCCGUCUUGCUCGUCACCUGGGGCUUGGGUAUCACUCCUCCCAACAUGAAGACGCUGGGCAACGUUUCCGUCAUUGUCCUCGGUGUCAUCAUUGCCUCGUAUGGCGAGAUCCAGUUCGUCAUGAUUGGCUUCGUCGUGCAGAUCGCAGGCAUUCUCUGUGAGGCGACCAGAUUGGCCAUGGUCGAACGCCUUCUGAGCGGCGGCGAGUUCAAGAUGGAUCCGCUCGUGUCGCUGUACUACUUCGCCCCGGCUUGCGCUACCAUGAACUUCAUCAUGUUCUGCUUCCUCGAGUUGCACAAGAUUUCCCUCGAGAAGAUAUUCGACCUGGGCCUGUUCACCCUUGUGCUCAACGCUACCGUUGCAUUCAUGCUCAACGUUGCAGUUGUGUUCCUUAUUGGAAAGACCUCGUCGCUCGUCCUCACUCUGUCCGGCGUUCUCAAGGACAUUCUUCUCGUCGUUGCCUCAAUGGUACUCUUCGGCGAUCCAGUCUCCGGUCUCCAGGCGUUCGGCUACAGCAUUGCUCUUGGAGGCCUUGUGUACUACAAGCUCGGCGGUGAGAAGAUGAGGGGUUUUAUCGCCGAUGGCCAACGCUCCUGGUCAGAGUAUGGCAACAAACAUCCUGCAAUGCGCAAGCUCAUCAUCAUUGGAUGCGCUUUCUUGGCCGUCCUGGUUCUCAUGGGAGGUCUUGCGCCCGCCGUGCCUUCGGAGUACAGGGACGCGGCUGUCAGCAAGGUCAGCGGCCUGCUGGGCGAAAAGGGCGUCUAAGCACGAGCGUCCCACAAAGGAAAAGAAACAAACCCAACAUUUUGCCAAAAGAGUGCUAAUCCCAAGUGCGAAAACGAUCCAACGAGCGACUGGUGCGCAAAGGGGGAGAGAAGUCACCAAUUAUGAUUGUACUCGAAACCUUACCAGCUUUUUUCUACGAAGUCCUCUCCCUGGGUCAAUGCAAUCCUAUGGCCAACACAGCAGGAGGGAGGCAAUCCCUUUAAUAAUAUUUUGAUAGAGGGUGUGGGUACCUUUUACACGGGAGCCCACACCCAGUGCUCGUGUCUGUGUGCGUGUGCAUGCGUGGGGAAACAGAUGGCCCCGUGGAUGGAUAAAAAUCUUGUGUUUUCGUGUAUCUGCGUGCAGUGCAGCAAGAAACAAGCAUGAUAGAAGCGAUAUGUGUAUUCUCUCUCAUUAUCCUACGGCGUUGUCGAUCCAUAAAGUGUGUGGUGCAUGUGGUGUAACCCCCUUUGAUACUUUUGUACUUGUAGAGAGCUAGCAACAACUGGGAUUUGCAUUGCGCAUACUGUUCAACUCCUACUUUUCCUGCUCUCUCUUUACGAUGAAAGUUGCCGACUGUGAAGAUUAGCAAAGCUCUG
This is a messenger RNA of Verruconis gallopava, 2433 nucleotides long. RefSeq lists its product as uncharacterized. Gene Ontology annotation, molecular function: antiporter activity. Gene Ontology annotation, cellular component: trans-Golgi network; Golgi apparatus; endosome. The record is from RefSeq and is a predicted model, not a curated record. The transcript is spliced from 5 exons. The coding region runs from base 623 to 1834 and encodes 403 amino acids. NCBI's taxonomy places the organism in Eukaryota, Fungi, Ascomycota, Dothideomycetes, Venturiales, Sympoventuriaceae.